AUGGUCCAUGAAGGUAAAUCCUACACCAUGAUUGGCCGAGAUGACUCGCUUCAAACUCUGGGAAUAAUCCCAUGUGCCAUCUCCUGGCUGUUUAAGCUCAUCAAUGAGAGGAAGGAAAAAACCGGAGCUCGCUUCUCAGUGCGCGUCUCUGCAGUGGAGGUUUGGGGAAAAGAGGAGAACCUUAAGGACCUGCUGUCUGAAGUCGCUACAGGAAGCCUACAGGAUGGACAGUCACCUGGAGUCUACCUGUUUGAGGACCCCAUCUGUGGCAUGCAGCUCCAAAACCAGUCUGAGCUGCGCGCUCCGACCCCAGAGAAGGCCGCCUGGUUUCUGGAUGCAGCCAUAGCAGCUCGCCACAGCAGCCAGCGGCCAAACACCACCGAAGAAGAACACAGGAACUCACACAUGCUGUUUACACUACACAUAUACCAGUAUCGCAUGGAAAAGACCGGCAAAGGAGGGAUGUCAGGAGGACGCAGUCGCCUCCACCUGCUGGACCUGGGAAGCUGUGAUGUCAAAGUGCUCGGAGGAGUAGGAGGAGGAGGAGGAGUGGGAGGAGCGGGAGGUGGGAAAGGAAGGGAGAACUCUUCGCCCAGCUCGGCCCCUCUGUGCCUUUCUCUGUCUGCCCUCGGUAACGUGAUCCUGGCCCUGGUGAACGGGAGCAAACACAUACCUUACAAGGACAGCAAGCUGACCAUGUUGCUAAGGGAGUCGCUAGGCAACAUGAACUGCCGGACCACCAUGAUUGCUCACAUCUCUGCCUCACCCAGAGAUUUCUCAGAAACGCUUUCCACCAUCCAGAUUGCUUCCCGCGUCCUCCGCAUGAAAAAGAAGAAAACUAAAGUCACAGUGCAAUACACGUCCAGCUCCUCUGGAGGAGAGAGCUCCUGCGAGGAAGGUCGCAUGCGUCGACCGACUCACUUGCGACCUUUCCAUCACCGUGGCGACACCGACUCUGACCUUCCCUUGCUGCGACUGUCCAGCGACCCUGACGAAUAUUCGAGCAGCGAGCAGUCAUGUGACACGGUGAUCUACGUUGGUCCGAAUGGAGCCGCGGUGUCAGACAGAGAGUUGACGGACAACGAGGGGCCGCCAGAAUUUGUACCAAUAAUUCCUGCUUUGCUUCGAGGGAAAACAUCAGAGCCACUCCAAACACAGCCAGCUGGAGCCCAGAACAAGCUCCAACAGGUGGAGCCAGAGGAGCCGGGCCCCCCCCAGCCUCAGCCCUCUCUGCUGGGGCAGCCACUGGCCCCCGUCCCAGAGGAGGCAGCUGAGUGCCUGAAGUGCAACACAUUUGCUGAGCUGCAGGAGAGACUGGACUGCAUCGAUGGCAGCGAGGAGGUUGCAAAGUUCCCAUUUGAAGAGGGUUCAGCGGGCAAACCAGGCCCAAAACAGGAGCCAUGUCCAUCUUCAGCUGUCCCAUCUGCAGCUGUCCCAUCUUCAGCUGUCCCGUCCUCAGCUGUCCCGUCCUCAGCUGUCCCGUCCUCAACUGUCCCGUCCUCAGCUCCCGCUGCGCCUGGCUCUGCUGCUGCGUUGGAUACAGAAGCCAAAACAGGCUCUGCUGCAGGAGGCGCAGUGCAGUUCUUUUCCUCGACAGUAACCACUUCCAGGAGGAGGACCAAUGACCAGCAGCUGCAGGAUAUUAAGGAGGUGGUGGAGGAGGCAGAGCUGGCCCAGACCAUGAUCCACAGCCUGGCUCAGAGUUCUGGUUCCCCCAUAGUAACCAGCACCAGGAACGUCACAGGGAACAGCUGCAUCACCUCGAGCCCCCUGCACAGGACCAAGAGCUGCAUGCAUGACAGCCAUGAGAGUCUGAAUAUGGGCACUGAUGGGAAGGCCCGUCCAUUGGGAUCACCGCGCCUCGGCAUCGCCAGCCUGACCAAAACCUCAGACUACAGGCCUCCGUCCUCCCCGUCCCAGCGCUGUAAAGUGUACACCCAGAAGGGCGUGAUGCCGGCGACUCCUCCUCUGUCCUCUUACACUCUGGCUCAGGAUGGCCAGGGCACAGAAGUGUUGACCUCCGACAACAGUUUGGCUGCAGACAGCGGCCGCUCCUCCACGGACUCCAUGCUGUCCAGGACUUCUCCGGUGGGCAUGAGUCCACAAGUCCGAGAGCCAGCUCAGUCUCUGUCCGCCAGCCUGGGAUCAGCAGAGACGCUCUGUGACGACGACGUCCCUCCGAUCCCCCUGGACACGCUCAGAGAUGCCUCAGGGCUGGCACUAUCUGUAGGAACAGUUGGACCUCUCUCGCGCGGGGAGGAUGAACUGAUGUAUGCUGUGGUUUCUGGAGGUGAAGAGGACCUUGUUGUUACAGCUAUAAUGGACACUCAGGAUCUGACCUGUCGUCCAACGAGCAUCAUGAGCUUCAAGAGCGACUGCUGCUCCGUCACUUCCCUCGCCUCGGGCCACGGUUCUGCUGAGGGUGGAGCUGUGGAGGAUUAUCACAUGCCUGCAGGGCCUGCAACCACCUCAGGGGUGGCAGAGGUGGCCAUGGCCAAGCUGCGGAUCGAAGGUGAAGCUUUGGCCACAGUGAUAUCACGCUGUGGUUCACCCAUUUCCUCCUGGAUGAGUGACCUGAGCAUGGCCAGUGAGGCGGACCAGUCCAUCCACAGCUUCAGUCAGUCCCAGAGCCAGCAAGGGGAGGCCCUGGCUGAACCUGAGCCCGCCCAGAGCCAGGUGCUCGGGGCGGAGGGGCCGGGUGGGUACGAGAGCUGUGGCAGCCCGAGAAGAGGGAGUCUGGACGGAGAGGUGGUCCUGUCAGAAAAUACGUGUGAUAAGGCAACUCCAACGAAAGACAGGCGGAGGAAACUGCCUCCCUCCAUGGCUAAAACUAACAUCCAAAUCCUGGCCGGUCCGGGGUACUUCUCCCCCUUCAAGCCCAGCAUCAGUGUGCACCCCUGUGUGGCUGUCAAACCCAUGGUCAUACAGGAACCAACCAUCCUGUCUUCACCCACCAAGGCCAGCCUAAUGAAAGACAAAUUCACUGCACCACUUCUAGCUUCUAUUUCCAGUGACAUGAGCUUUGAGGACCCCUGGUUGAAGCGUGGCAUGGAGGAGAGGAAGUCCAGGGAGCUGGUGUGUGAAGUGAAGCCGGAGAAGAGGGAGGUCGAGCUUUCAAAGCUCCAGACUGGAGCUGUGACAGGAGACCAACGAGGGUUCUGCAAGGAUGGUGGUUAUCGUGGCGGCUAUAGUCCAGGUGUUGAGGUUGUGUCGUCUCCAGAUUUCUUUAAGAGGGUGGUGGACGGCUGUGAGAUGGUGGUGGUCGCUCCUCAGGGAGAAUGCCUGACUGGUUUCUACAGCCCAGACGUCCACCGUACAGCCAGCCUCCCCCGCGGCUGGCACCGCCUCAACCGCCACGACGGCCUGGACAUUGGGACGGAGUACCGACAUCUUGGAGUCACCUCUUCCACUCCCUGCAGUCCCAGAGCCACACUUGACCGCAGAGGAUCAACGGGGAAACAGGGCUUUUUCUCCCACAGGAAGGGGGGGAUCCCACCUCUGCCACCGAUAAGGAAGUCCAGUCUCGACCAGAGGAACCGAGCAGUCAGCCCUCUCCCCCAGCCCAGCUAUGGAGGCUUGUUUCUGGGCAGCUCAGCAGAUGAUACAGAGAUCUCCAGACUACGAGGCUCCAGCAUAGACAGCAGCAGACUUUUCAGCGCCAAGUUGGAACAGCUUGCAAACAGAACCAACUCUCUGGGUCGGGUGAACAGCUCCCACAGUGGAUCCCACCACUAUGACUGCUUCUCUCUGGAGAGAGGGGGGAGCCUGAGAGGGGGAGGAGGAGUAAAGGGGGACAGCACCAUGCCUCGUACUGGGCGCAGCCUGACCCGGGCUGGAUCAGUAUCUUCUCCCAGUGGAAACGCUGGCAGCCCCGGUUUCAGCGCCAGUCCCGGCAGCGCCUCGCAGUCACCCGCCAAAUCCAGCGGCCAGUCAAAGAUCUCAGCGGUCAGUAAGCUGCUGAUGACCAGCAGUCCCAAAACCAGGAGUCUGUCUUCGUCCAGCACCAAAACACUGAGCUUCUCCACCAAGUCUUUGAGCCAAGCCUCCAGCCGCAGCUCCAGCCUUCCCCCUAUUGUAAAGCCCCAGAGCUUGGUCCCGCCCACUCCUCAGCCGCAGCAGCAGCAGCAGCAGCAGCAGCAGCAGCAGCAGGGACCCUCCCCUGUGUCCUGGUCCACCCAGUCUCUGAGUCGCAGCAGGGGGGUAAGCCUGUCUGCCAAGCUGCCUCUCCGGGCUGUCAACGGUCGAAUCUCAGAGCUCCUCCAGGGAAGUGCAGGCUCUCGUUCCAGGAGUCAUGCCCAGGGAGGAGGCACUGAUCCAGCAGAGGAGAGAGGAGCUGCAGGGGCAAGUGGAGGGGGAGCUGUAGCAGUAAGUGGGGGUAGUGGUGGAGGUGCAGGUGGAGGUGCAGGUAGCAGCGUGGGGGGGGAGGAGAAGGCAGCCGUGGUCCAAACGCUGCCCUCCCCCUACAGCAAGAUCACAGCGCCCAGAAAGCCCCAGCGCUGCAGCAGUGGCCAUGCGAGUGACAACAGCAGCGUACUGAGUGGAGAGCUCCCCCCGGCCAUGGGGAAGACAGCCCUGUUCUACCACAGCGGGGGCAGCAGCGGCUAUGAGAGCAUGCUGAGAGACAGCAGCGAGAACACAGGAAGUACGUCCUCCGCCCAGGACUCCCUCAGUGAGCACAGCUCGGCCACCACCUCCUCCAGGCGGAGCUCCAAGAGCAGCAAGAAGAGCAGGAGCAACACAGGUCUGCAGCGUCGUCGUCUGAUCCCAGCGCUGACCUUGGACUCUUCCUCCUCCUCACCCUCUCACCGCUCCUCCAAGCAGGCCGUCACAUCAUCUUCUUCGUCCUCCUCUAGCCCAGGUGCAUGCUGGGUAGAUGGCCCACUGGGGCCCCCGGCUCCCUCAAACCUCCGGGGCCCGGCUGCCACGACAGAAACCUUCGAGAUCAAGGUGUACGAGAUAGAUGACGUCGAGCGACUGCAGAAGAGGAACAAAGGAGGGAGCAAGGAGGUGGUGUACGUCAGCGCCAAGCUGCGGGUGUUGGAGAACCGUCAGCAGAGAAUCACUGAAGUCAGAGCAAAGUACCAGUGUCUGAAGAAAGAGCUGGAACAAACCAAGCAGCACCUGAUGCUGGAGCCGCACAAAUGGACCAGCGAGUUUGAGAUACAGCCGACCCACGAAGUUGACUCACUGGAGUAUUUGGAGGCUCUGGAGACCGUGACGGACAAACUGGAGACUAGAGUCAACUUCUGCAAAUCCCACCUGAUGAUGAUCACCUGCUUCGACGUGUCCUCCAGAAACCGGUAGACGAUGGAGGGACGGAGAGCUGGAGGAGAGAGAGACGCAGACACAGCUGGACUCAAUUAGACUCACCCUUUCCCCACCAAUAACUCGAUAUCUUCUUAAUGGAUAUUAUUGAAUGGUUGUAAGAAGGAUACAGGGGCGGACCGACCUCUCAUCCUCCUCCAGAUGUAAGUAGCAGAAGGACAGAGAGAUGGAAGAAAUAGAGAUAUUUACAGAUAUUUAACAGACCAGCAGACGGAUACGUUUAUAGAUUUUCUUUUCUUGGGGCUUGAAAAAAACCACCUCAGAAAUAACCUUUGAACAGCAUCUAUUGAACGGGCUACUUUGAACCAGAUGAAUAUGGCUGAAGCGGAUACAUGGCUCUGGGUCUGAAAAGAAAGAUCAAACGUAACCAGGACCAGUGAAUAAUUAGACACCUCUAAGACUGAGUCGAACAUUUGGGAAUGUAUGGAGAGGAAAGUAGUCGAGAGAGGAACAAAAAACUGCCAUUUUUUUCUAAACAAAGCCGCCGAGGAGAAGAACAAUUUCUCCCACCGUUUUAGAAGAGCACUUUUUAGAUCACGCAGUUGAGAGCCAUUGACUGCAGCAUGGUAUUGUUGUGCAGUUAAUAAUGAGAAAAUGACCAAGAGAAAGACAGGAGGACAAAGGAAAUGAUUUAGAUAAGUGCCUUGUGAACAAUUCAUCAAUACCAAUUCUAUUUCUCACUGAAUUUGUGUACUUGCAGUAAGUAUGGUGCUAGCAUAGAAAAAAAAAGGCCACAAAGAUCAGUGUGCUUGGAAAAUCUUUGAAUCUAUAGCAAUCUUUGAAUGUGAUGUUCUACUGUGGGUUGUUGUUUCACUAUAUCAUAACCAAUAGUGUUUGUUUGUAUGGUCUUUGGUACACUGAUGAGAGGUGAGACUCAACUGGAUCCCUAACUAAAAUAGACCUACAGAAGAUGGACAUGGACACAUUGUCUUUUUAAAUGGUGCAAGGACCAAAAAUCCCAUAACAAAAAAAGUACAUGAUUUUUCCAGGACACAGAGAAAUGUGUGUUUGAAAUAAGAUUUUAAAAAAACACUAGUUUCUUGUGCGGUUGUUUUUGACUUUCCCCACAAAUAGAGCACAUCUGAAUGUUGACCCUCGGGGGCUUACAUACAGCAUGUCUCCCCAGAUACAGAUGUGAUGGCUUGUUCAUGUUCACAAAGCAAUGAAACGUCUGAGUCACACAGGAGAGGAAAUGGAAAUGAGUUUUCUCUGCUCCAGUGUGAAGUUCAUCCAUCGAGUGUCGGACUGACUGACACGCAGACCGUCUGUUAUUUGUAUCCGUGUUGUUCUGCUCUAUUCUAAAAGAAAAUGAAUGAUUUGUCAACGUGUGUGUUUUAUAUUAAGGUUUUCUUUUUUUAUUUGAGUGCAAUGGGACCACGUGGAGAAUAUGUAUUUUAGAAAGAGAAUACAAAAAGAGAUAUUUAAGACAAAAUUGUGAGGAAGAUGCAGGAUAAUUAUACUUCUUAAGACCUGUAUUAUUGGAACAAAGUAGUGAAUUAAAGAAUUACUCACUUGAAACGACAAUAACAAACUUUUUAUAUAAUUCCAGUUUGUCUUUUAUUUAAAGGAGACAGACUUUAUAAAAGAACAAUUUAAAAUAAAUAUAUAAAGGACUGAAAGAGAACUAAAGAAAAGGAGGGUGACUAAAUGAAAGGCAUAGAUCUCUGCCUGGUUCCAUUUGUUUGGACGGCUAGCAACAAUUUGUUAAUAUCAUUAUCUAUGGUGCUUGAGAUGUUUAUGAUCUAAAUGUUUGUACAAAUAUAAAUAUAAAAAAGAGCCUGUUUCCCUCCAGAACCAUACCCUUCGAAUGCUUCUUCUACAUCGCUGUCCUCACGUCUGUCCUCACGUCUGUCAUCACGUCUGUCAUCACGUCUGUCCUCACGUCUGUCCUCACGUCUGUCCUCACGUCUGUCCUAUCGUCUGUCAUCACGUCUGUCCUCACGUCUGUCCUCACGUCUGUCAUCACGUCUGUCCUCACGUCUGUCCUCACGUCUGUCCUCACGUCUGUCCUCACGUCUGUCAUCACGUCUGUCAUCACGUCUGUCCUCACGUCUGUCCUCACGUCUGUCCUCACGUCUGUCCUCACGUCUGUCCUCACGUCUGUCCUCACGUCUGUCCUCAUUCUCCCUCUGAACGCCUUUAGUCUGCAAGCAGAGAGCAUUCUGGGAGAUCCUGUUUGUUGUCUGAGAGGUAAAAAGAGAAAAAGAAACCGACUGUAAAGAUAUUGGUAUAACUUGUCAAAAGACAUCUUGGUGCUAAAAGUAUCUUUUUCCAGAUACAGGAAAUGAUUUUUAACGUCAUUACACUAUUUAAUUUGCUGUACACCUUCAGUGACAGCAUAUGGAUAAUGCUGCGGGAAAUGAACCCCGAAACUGAGAUGCUUUUGACAGACUGGACCUAAGAAGCGAUUUCACUCGAGGUGAGGGAGGGAGCCCUGUUUCACCUCCUGCGAACGCUUCCUGUUUUUAUCUCCCAGAUCCCCCUGCCAGUCAUGAAUGAAGGUUUAUUUAUUUGAGCUCAGGAGAGAGCAGGGUCGCUUAUCAAUGUUCUUAUUUAUUUACACCUUAUGAUCUUAAAAGUUACUAUGCAUUUAAGAAAAAAUAACUGUACAUACUUUGCUGAGCCCAUGUCAUAUAAAUAUAUAUACUGUACACAUAUCAUAUAUACGCUCAUUUUUAUUUUAUAUAUUUUCUGUUGGUUUUGUUUGCUCCUGUUGUUCCUGCUGGAGAUUUGAAUGGGAUUUGGGUUUCCUAAAACAUCCAGGGUAGAUGUGUUGUUCCAGAGCAAAAUGAUCAGAAUGUUUUCAUGUCAGUAUAUAAUACAGUAUUAUCUUAAGCCUUGUGAAAUUUGCAGUGGAUGUUUUGGGAACCCCAACCUCUAGAUGAGCUAAAUGGACGGUACUUGUUUCCAGAUUUAAGAUGCUAUGUGUGAGGUUUCAUCCUUGACGCUUCACUGCCACAUUUAAUGAGGAAGCCCUUUAUAAUCCUAGCAAUAAUUGUAACGGCCCCAUAUUGUUUAUAGCUACCAUAAUAGAUCACAUAAAGCUUUCAGAAAUAAAAAGCUUUUUCAUCUGAAGAAACUGCUAAAAGGGAUCGCUCAUUGUCAGGUGCUUUAAAUAAAUUAUCAACAAAAUGGCAUCUGUUUCAUCAGGAUUAGGGUAUAAAACACUACAAGCACGCAGUCUAAUGAACAACAUAACUGUGUCUUCCUAGAGCGCUCAAGAUUGAUGUGUUAUUUGGAAAACUUACACGUAGCAUCUUUAAGAUUUUAGGGAGAAUUGUAUGUUAAAGUAUGGAUCAGACCACAUUUCCCACAAAUUCAUUUGAUCUGUAGCAGUAAGAAAUGUUUUAAGACAGAGCGGUUACAAUCUCUACAAAACUGAUUCAAACCAAUUACUGUUUCAGUUUGAAGGGCAAUCUGUUAAGACGAAGAAAAAGGUAUUUCCUCUGAGAUUUAGCCAGCGCUGCAACACACUCAGUGCAAACCUGAGAAUAUGACGUGUCAGAUUUUCACUGUGUGUGUGUUCAAAUGAUUAGAAACUACGAUUAUAACAUGCUCUACAGAUUUACUGUUCCUGAGAAAUGUGGUCUGACACAUUGUGUUGAUGGAAGAGCAAGAUGGAGGGAUGUAAAUAAAGAAAUGUAUUGAAAGAG
Molecule: messenger RNA, 8978 nt
Organism: Notothenia coriiceps (black rockcod)
Lineage: Eukaryota; Metazoa; Chordata; Actinopteri; Perciformes; Nototheniidae
Product: kinesin-like protein KIF26B
Exons: 22
Coding region: 1-5304 (1767 amino acids)
Biological process (GO): microtubule-based movement
Molecular function (GO): microtubule binding; ATP binding; microtubule motor activity
Source: RefSeq, a predicted model, not a curated record